This is a messenger RNA of Trifolium pratense (red clover), 978 nucleotides long. Its product is annotated as octanoyltransferase LIP2, mitochondrial. Gene Ontology annotation, cellular component: mitochondrion. Gene Ontology annotation, molecular function: lipoyl(octanoyl) transferase activity. The record is from RefSeq and is a predicted model, not a curated record. Gene Ontology annotation, biological process: protein lipoylation. The transcript is spliced from 2 exons. Lineage: Eukaryota; Viridiplantae; Streptophyta; Magnoliopsida; Fabales; Fabaceae. The coding region runs from base 153 to 860 and encodes 235 amino acids.
AAAUUAAAUAAAAAAGUUAAUUAACUAAAAAUUAUGCUCCACAUAUUUUGUUGGACUCCAACAUUGUGAAUUAUAUCUUGCUUCCUUUGUCUCUUGUCAACACAUACAAACACACAGCAGAACUUUGAAUUUGAAGAUUACAUCAUCAGGCAAUGAGGGCAGUGCGAAACCUUGAGGUCUGGAAACUAGGACUUGUCAACUAUUUGGAUGCAUUAAAACUGCAGGAAAAGCUAGUAUUGGAUAGAAAAUCUCAUAAGAUAGGUGAUACUCUUCUGUCUUUGCAACACCCUCCUACAUAUACUGUUGGUAAAAGACAAACUGUUCACAAUUUAUUAAUCCCCCAGUCAGAAUUGGAGCAGAUUGGAGCUGAACUUCACUACACGCAGCGGGGAGGAGACAUUACAUUUCAUGGUCCACACCAAGCCAUUUUAUAUCCUAUCAUAUCACUUCGUGACACGGGACUUGGUGCUAGAAGAUUUGUAGAAAAAAUUGAGUCAACUAUGAUUGAAAUGGCAGGUCUAUAUGGGGUGAAAGCUUCACCUGGAAAAAGGUGUGAGACAGGGGUGUGGGUUGGAGAAAAAAAGAUAGGUGCAAUUGGUGUUCGAAUAUCAAGUGGAAUCACUUCUCAUGGGAUGGCAUUUAACAUUGAUCCGGAUUUAAACUACUUUAGGCACAUUGUUCCCUGCGGAAUUGCAGAUAAAGAAGUGACAUCUUUGAGAAGGGAGACAGAUUUAGACCUUCCCACAGAAGAAAUAAUACAAGAGCAGUUGAUUUCAUGUUUUGCAAGAAUCUUUGGUUAUGAUAACCUGAUCUGGAAGGAGGAUGCUUCUAUAUUGUCUGAUAAAAAGGAAACUGAAUGAGACAUAGCUAUUUUAGUGAACAGAUUGUUGUAUAACAGUUAUUCUUUUCUUAUAUUGUUUUGAAGUAUUUAACCAAUAAAAUUCUUGUCUAUUCUUCAUAAUACAUGCUAAUUCUUCA